UUUAUUACCUUUGAACUCUCAGCGGCUCUUGGUCCGCCUGUUUGUUUGGUUAUUUAUUUGUUUUUGGAAGAAAUUUACGACACAAACGGCAAAAUAAAUGAAACCAGAGUUGGAAAAUAUUAAUCUGACGCUAGCUACUGUUAGCCGUUAGCUUACUGCUCCUGCAGGGAAGUUAAAUGAACAAGAAGUUAUAUUUAUUUACUGUAAUUAAAUAAGACUUUUUUUAUAAUGCGGCUCUGUUCUCCCAGGUCAGCCUUUCCUGAACCAGACUCCGUUCAUUAAAACGCAGAUUUAAGCGGCGGAGCGCUGCGUCACAAGCAAAGAUCUGAAAGUUAAAAUUAGAUUUAUGAAACUAUCUGGAUAAAGUUAAAGGAAGCAUGUUGACAUUACUGAGAUCAGAUGAUCCUGGUGAGCUCUGGUGUUCAGAAUCUGGAUCAUGGCGGUGCAGGUGACCGAGUCCGACCAGAUCAAACAGUUUAAGGAGUUUCUGGGGACGUACAACAAAGUGACAGAGAACUGCUUCAUGGACUGUGUGAAGGACUUCACCACCCGAGAGGUGAAGCCCGACGAGUCGAGCUGCUCCGAGUCGUGUCUGCAGAAAUAUCUGAAGAUGACUCAGCGGAUCUCGAUGCGGUUCCAGGAGUACCACAUCCAGCAGAACGAGGCUCUGGCUGCUAAAGCAGGCCUGCUGGGCCAGCCCCGCUGACCUGGUCCCACCAGGUCCACUCAGUCCACUCAGUCCCAGCAAGUCCAGGAUCAGCUCACUGCAUGAAUAAAGACUCUGAACUGUUUGAGCUGAAGCUCUGCCCCCAGCAGGACGCUGUCAGCUGAUCUGCCUCAAAGCAUCAUGGGAGACUUAGUUAAAACAGGAACUAACGGUGGAACUGUCCUUUAAUUUCUGUAUUUAGUGUUUGUUAUAUUUUUUAUUAAACAAAUAAUUAACCUGUUUUUUUUUCUUCAUGUGUGGAAAUAAAAUGCUGCCAGAAAAA
This is a messenger RNA of Centropristis striata (black sea bass), 989 nucleotides long. It is a transcript of the gene timm9, whose product is annotated as translocase of inner mitochondrial membrane 9 homolog. The transcript is spliced from 4 exons. NCBI's taxonomy places the organism in Eukaryota, Metazoa, Chordata, Actinopteri, Perciformes, Serranidae. The record is from RefSeq and is a predicted model, not a curated record. The coding region runs from base 437 to 706 and encodes 89 amino acids.